AUGCGCUUGUCACUCUGGGUGGUCUCCCUCGCAGCUUUCGGAUUGCUCGAAGCCAGCGCCACGAGCGUGCCGAAUGUCAUCGCGUACUACCACUCGACCAGCUGCGACGCCACCCCGAACCGAGUCGACCUGGAGUUCAAUAGUGAUUGUAAUUCUCAAUGUCUCGAGAAUCUCGACGGCGACUGGAAAGCUUGGAACUACAUUUGCCCCCUCGGAGACUACAAGAAGGCGGUGUGGGACGCGUUCGGAGGAGCUUCGUAUAUCCUGCAGGAAGCGUACAUCGGCGGCUGCGAUUCGAGGGCCGGGGGGGCGUGCGCCUUCCUCGCUUCGGGCAAGUGCGAGCAAGUGAUCAUGUUCAUCAAAGACUGGGACUAUGCCGUCUACUCCAUCGCGCAGCUCGAGUCCGACGGCUCGGCGUCCGUCAAAUACUUCACGGAGAGCGACUGUAGCACGGCGUUGGCCGAGGCUCGACCGUUGACCCCGUACAUCACGGCACAAGACACAACCAUCGACAAGGCCACGCUGAAUUCUGACAGCUGCGACGGAGACGACUACCGGUGGUCGUACUAUAGCUCCUCCUCGCCCUACACUCCCGACACGGGCUCUGCUAGCUCUGGCAGCACUUCAAAACCGGCGGACGACGGAUCCAGCAGCAGCAAGGAGGACUCUACUGCCGACAGCGGCUCCGGUAGUAGUACGAAGUCUACAUCAAGUGACUCUGGCACCAGCAAAGGUGACUCAAAGGAGAGUAGUGCGGCCAGCUCUACUGGUUCUACUCCCGACGAAGACAGUAGCGCUCUACCGACCGCUUCAAACAGCAACAGCAGCACAAUCGACAGCAGCAUCGCCAAGAAAAUCACCAGAAUCCGCGAUGCUUCGGGCCAGGCCUCCACCGACGGGACGAGUACGAAAGUGGCGCAGUCUUCCGGAGCUUUCACGUCUGGUAACACGUUGGGGAUCAUCGCAGGCGCUGCAGGGGCGCUCUUUAUCGUCGUGAUCGUCGUCUUGGGCUUGAUUCUGUAUCGUCGGCGCUCGGAUAAGGCGCAAAAGGGUCGUCUACCUGACGGUCGCCAAAGCGAAUACGCGCUCCAAAACACGCCGUCGAGUGACCAACAGAACUGA
Messenger RNA from Phytophthora sojae, 1122 nucleotides. RefSeq lists its product as hypothetical. The transcript has a single exon. The record is from RefSeq and is a predicted model, not a curated record. Lineage: Eukaryota; Oomycota; Peronosporomycetes; Peronosporales; Peronosporaceae. Bases 1 to 1122 code for a protein of 373 amino acids.